Messenger RNA from Aspergillus puulaauensis, 1008 nucleotides. RefSeq names its product ketopantoate reductase family protein. The transcript has a single exon. The record is from RefSeq and is a predicted model, not a curated record. Gene Ontology annotation, cellular component: cytoplasm. The coding region runs from base 1 to 1008 and encodes 335 amino acids. Gene Ontology annotation, biological process: pantothenate biosynthetic process. Lineage: Eukaryota; Fungi; Ascomycota; Eurotiomycetes; Eurotiales; Aspergillaceae. Gene Ontology annotation, molecular function: 2-dehydropantoate 2-reductase activity.
AUGGGCAGCAAUCACCAACCCGCGCACAUUCUCCUCUACGGAGCCGGCAGCAUUGGCGGUGUCUACCUGUAUCAACUGCUCCAAGCAGGAUGCAAGGUGACUGCGGUAUGUCGCUCGAAUUAUGAUACUGUCAAAAACCACGGAUUUCACCUCUUCUCGGUACGGUACGGCAACAUUGUGUAUAGCCCGUCCGCCGUCGUUCAAGACGUGUUAGAAUGUGUUGAUCAGGUCUUUGACUUUAUUCUCGUCUGCACCAAGUCGCUCCCGGGUAACAAGCCAUCGUUACCAGAGCAGCUUAAACCCGUUCUCUCAGGUCGACCACAGACCGCCAUUGUACUCGCACAGAAUGGCAUUGGGAUUGAAGACGAAGUCGCCGCGAUGUUUCCACAGAACCCCAUUCUAAGCGGGGUGGUCUACUGCCCAGCGGUGCAGACUGGGCCCGGCACAAUUGAGUACCCCGAGUUUCUUAAUCUCCUGGAGCUGGGCACCUUCCCAUCUACAGCACCGCAUAGACAUGCUGCGGAGCGUUUUGCAGAUUUGAUGAUACAGGGUGGUGGGGGCGCGCAGGUGCAUGAUGAUAUCCAGGUUGCGCGCUGGUCGAAGCUACUUAUGAAUGCGGCAUGGAAUCCCGUCGGAGCGCUCACUCUGACGACUGAUGGCGACUUCCUCCGAAAUUCAGGUCCGUACGGGGACGAUCUGGCUUGGGGUGUUAUGGUUGAGAUUGUUAUGCUUGCAAGGGAGAUGGGAGUUACGGGAGUUACACUUCAGGUGGCCAAGGAGAAAUUUGCUAUCGCCAGCAAACGUGCAGAAACAGGCACCGGGAGGGAAAUGAGUAUGCUACAGGAUGUGAGGCAGGGAAGGUCAUUGGAGGUAGAGGCGAUAUUAGGAAAUGCGGUCAGACUUGCACGGGAUAAAAACAUUUCCAUGCCUCGCUUGGAAACGCUAUACGCUUUGACUAAAGCGAGGUGCUGGGCGCUUGAGAAGGAGGCCUCCAAGGUGAAUAGAUAG